AUGGCUGGAACCCUCAAAUCGGUCCUUAUAACCGGCUGCUCCGCGGGCGGAAUUGGUGCUGGGCUGGCCGAGGCCUUCCAAGAAAAGGGAUAUCAUGUCUUCGCCACAGCACGCACCCCAUCCAAGAUAUCACCGUCCCUCGCCGAUGCACCAAAUGUCACCGUGCAGGCGCUGGACGUGCUGUCUCCCGAAUCAAUCUCAGCGGCUGUUGAGCGUGUGUCCAAGGAGACCGGCGGCAAGCUCGAUGUGCUCAUCAACAACAGCGGCGCCGUGAUGAUGAUGCCGGCUCUGGACGUAUCGAUCGCGGAGGGCAAGAAACUAUUCGACGUCAACUACUGGGCGGUCCUCGCUAUGAUUCAGGCCUUCGCUCCACUGUUGAUCAAAGCCAAAGGCUAUGUCGUGAACAACACUUCUGUGGCGGGAGUGCUUCCGUUCGGCGCGUUUGGGUCUAUCUACAACAGCUCCAAGGCCGCUGCCAUUCUCGGCAGCGAAACCUGGCGUCUCGAGCUUGCACCUCUAGGAGUCCGUACCUUGACGCUCGUGACAGCCGCCGUCAAAUCCAAUGUCUGGGUUAAUAUGGCCCCGCCGACAAUCCCGGAGAACUCAUACUACCAUCCGCUCCAGGGCUAUAUUACGGACUUAAGCGACGGCAGACUCCAAAAGGAUGGGAUCACGGCAAAGGAGUAUGGCGACAAAGUUGUCCGCGAGGUUGAAAAGGGUACGACGGGGAAAUUGUGGGUUGGUGGAGGCGCGGCGGCGGCACGUAUUGCCGCAUGGCUGUUGCCGGAUUGGAUGAUGGUGAGUUUCAUUCAUUUGUUUCCCUGUGACGAGUUGCUGAUCGAGGUGGAAUAG
Messenger RNA from Capronia coronata CBS 617.96, 852 nucleotides. RefSeq lists its product as uncharacterized. Gene Ontology annotation, molecular function: acylglycerone-phosphate reductase (NADP+) activity; triacylglycerol lipase activity. NCBI's taxonomy places the organism in Eukaryota, Fungi, Ascomycota, Eurotiomycetes, Chaetothyriales, Herpotrichiellaceae. The transcript has a single exon. The record is from RefSeq and is a predicted model, not a curated record. Bases 1 to 852 code for a protein of 283 amino acids. Gene Ontology annotation, biological process: triglyceride catabolic process; phosphatidic acid biosynthetic process. Gene Ontology annotation, cellular component: endoplasmic reticulum; lipid droplet.